UUAAUAUAUAGAGCCCACACGUGCUGAAGAGGCGGGAAAACUACAUCGCCGGCGUCCCCUGAGAGACCAGUCACACAUUCGCUCGCUAAUUCGCGGUUUUCUCUGUCAUAUCGCCAUGGGUAUCAAGGGUUUAACGAAGCUUUUAGCCGACAAUGCGCCUAAUGCCAUGAAAGAGCAGAAAUUCGAGAGCUACUUCGGUCGGAAAAUCGCCGUUGAUGCUAGCAUGAGCAUUUACCAGUUCCUUAUUGUGGUGGGGAGAACUGGGACUGAAAUGCUCACGAAUGAAGCUGGUGAAGUCACUAGCCAUUUACAAGGGAUGUUUAAUCGAACGAUUCGUCUUCUCGAAGCUGGAAUUAAGCCUGUCUAUGUUUUCGAUGGGAAGCCCCCGGAGCUAAAGAGACAAGAACUAGCAAAACGUUACUCCAAGAGAGCUGAUGCAACUGCUGAUCUGACUGGUGCAAUUGAGGCAGGAAACAAGGAGGACAUUGAGAAGUACAGCAAACGAACUGUGAAGGUGACAAAACAGCACAAUGACGACUGCAAAAGGCUCUUAAGACUCAUGGGGGUGCCUGUUGUUGAGGCCACUUCUGAAGCAGAAGCGCAAUGUGCUGCACUUUGCAAAGCAGGAAAGGUGUAUGGUGUGGCUUCUGAAGAUAUGGAUUCCUUAACUUUUGGAGCUCCUAAGUUUCUUCGCCACCUGAUGGAUCCAAGCUCCAGAAAGAUCCCUGUCAUGGAAUUUGACGUUGCUAAGAUAUUAGAAGAGCUUCAACUUACAAUGGAUCAGUUCAUCGACUUGUGCAUUUUGUCGGGAUGUGACUAUUGUGACAGCAUCCGAGGUAUCGGUGGGCAGACUGCCCUAAAGCUCAUUCGCCAGCAUGGAUCUAUUGAGACUAUACUCGAAAAUAUAAACAAAGAAAGGUAUCAAAUACCUGAGGAAUGGCCGUACAAUGAAGCUCGGAAACUUUUUAAAGAACCUGAUGUCUUAACUGAUGAAGAGCAGCUUGAUAUCAAGUGGACCUCUCCAGACGAAGAGGGUAUAGUUCAGUUUUUGGUGAAUGAAAAUGGAUUCAACAUAGAUAGGGUGACCAAGGCUGUAGAGAAAAUCAAAUCUGCAAAGAACAAGUCAUCCCAAGGAAGGCUGGAGUCAUUUUUCAAGCCAGUUGCUACCUCAUCCGUGCCUGCUAAGAGAAAGGAACUCCCAGAGAGUAACGCCAAAGGAGCAGCAAGUAAGAAAACCAAGGGAGGUGGUGGGAGGAAGAAGAAGUAGAUCACAGUACCAACUGUUUCAAGGCUGUAUAAGUUAGUACGCUUUCUGCUGCGAAGAUCUGAGAAGAAGAUCAAUAAAGUGUGAUUUGGCUUUCCUAGGUCUAAGUAGUCUGUUUGCUUUUUGUUUUACCAUGAUAUAACCGUUUUAAUCUUUGCUUUCUCGGUGGUAGAAAACUAGUCAGGUUUUGGACUUAAUUUGCAUUUCUGUUAAGGUAUGAUCAUCAUGGUUUGUAUCUUGACAAAGGGAAGAAUUUGUGCUUGUGUAUUCGCUUGCUAAUUUGCAGAACUCGAUGUUAUUUAAUAGCAAGGCUCCAGUUCAAAUUACAUGUACGAUAUAACAAAGAUUCAUCACAUCAUAUAAAGCAAAACAAAUAGAUAUGAAACAAGAUAAUGUAAGAAACAAUAUUCUUGACUAAAGAUUGCAGUAGUAUUUUACAUGAUGGUGCAGCCGCUUCCGCUUUCGGUGGUGGUAACUGUUACGACGUCACAGGGGUAAGGCAUGAAAGGCCUGCUGCACCACUCGAGCAUGCACUCUGGAAUGGGCUCUUUUUUGGGCUCAGGAGGUUUUGGUGGCCCAACGCUGACUACUACUGGUUUCUGUUUGAUCUUCCUGAGCUGUGCCACAACGCAGAUCGGGUCCAUUGUGCCCACCACCGUAAGUAAGCUCUUCUCUUCAUCCAGCGCCACCGAAUUCACACCUUCUAGCUCUGCCACAGUCUGCAUGAUUGCGUUUUUGCAUUUCUGACAGUCGAUAUCCACUUAUGAACAUGUUUUUACCUUAACCGUCAUGAUGAUGGAGAUGAAUUGGGAAGAAUAUGGAUUGUGGAAUUUAGAAAUGAAUGGAGGAGAGGAAAAUCAGAAAGAUUUAAAGAGAGAGAGAGAGAGAUGGAUGGAGCAUUCGAGUUUUUGUCUCUUAUUGUACUCAUUUCUCAACAUCUUCGUUUAAUAUAAGAAUCGUCUUUUUUAGGACCGACUUGACUUCGAUUAAGUCUUUG
Thlaspi arvense is the source of this 2261-nucleotide messenger RNA. NCBI's taxonomy places the organism in Eukaryota, Viridiplantae, Streptophyta, Magnoliopsida, Brassicales, Brassicaceae. The record is from the annotation of a GenBank genome assembly.